Molecule: messenger RNA, 1863 nt
Organism: Drosophila erecta
Lineage: Eukaryota; Metazoa; Arthropoda; Insecta; Diptera; Drosophilidae
Product: mitochondrial sodium/calcium exchanger protein
Exons: 8
Coding region: 1-1863 (620 amino acids)
Biological process (GO): monoatomic cation transport; transmembrane transport; intracellular calcium ion homeostasis
Cellular component (GO): membrane
Molecular function (GO): calcium:sodium antiporter activity
Source: RefSeq, a predicted model, not a curated record
AUGAGCGUGCGCACCAAAAGGCCUAGAUUUAACCUAACAGAUCUGGACUACGAAUUCCACUACUUUAUCAAGAAUAUGAGUUGUAGGGCCGUGAUGAGACUUCCUUACACAUAUCGCUGCAGGAUGGCCACCCAGGUCAGUGACUGCAAACGCAUUAUAAACUUUUUCAAUUACUUCAGGAUGAUGUAUUGCUCAAUUGACAUCCAUGACAAAGCAACAGAGGUCCUGCUUAUGUUCCUGUUUGGCUUCAUAUGUGUAGCGUUCCUGUGGCUAAUGUCCUUCAAUAUCGGCACCUACUUUUCCCCCGUCCUGAAGAUAAUCUCUAUAAAGCUGCACAUGAAUGAGUACCUGGCAGGCGUUACCUUUCUGGCAUUUGGCAACUGUAGUCCAGAAAUAAUAGCCAAUCUGAUGCCCGUGAGGGCCGAUGCACCCAUCUUUACCAUAGCUGUCGGUAAUAUUUUGGCCAUUAUUCUGCUGAGUGGAGGUACAGUGUGUUUUCUGAGACCCUUCAAGAUCAACGGACAUUCCACUCUGCGAGAUCUACUGUUUCUUCUCCUGGGUGUGGAGGUCCUGAGGUUCGUGAUGAUCAAGGAGGGAGCAGUGACCCUAGGAGAGGGUAUAGUGCUCUUCUCAAUUUACGUGGUUUAUGUGGCGAUCAAUAUAGCUGAUUUGGCGUUGUUGCGCCACUACAUCAAAAAACUUCGAAGAGAACUGGACUAUUUGGGAAGCUUGACUCCUCCACCAACCAACGAAAUAAAUGCAAAGCUAAGAAAACUAACUUCGUGGGAGGAGCAGGAUGAUAUUGGGAUUAAGGACACCACGCAGUAUCGUCGGUCCAGAGAUACGAGCAACCAGUUCUCCAAUAUGACCAGUAGUGGCUACUUUGUGACUCCCCGCCCAGAAAACCUACCGGGACACAUUGACUACGAGACCAAUCGCACACGGCUGCAUAACCCGGAGAACCCCAGAAACCUCCAACUAUUCACGGAGUUCUUCCAGUCCCUCAAUCCGGUUGAUGAAGAGGCGUGGCAGCUGGGUGGGUGGCUUAGUCGAGUAUACCUGAUUGCCAGGUGCCCCCUGGUGUUCGUACUUCAGCUCUUCAUUCCGGUGGUGGACUACGAGAAGGUCAAGCACGGCUGGAGUAAGCUGCUCAAUUGCACGCAGAUCGUGACGAACCCAUUCGUGGUCAUUACCCUGGUGCACUCUGGGGUGUCCAGCGUCUACAAAAGCUGGCACAUAACCCUCGACUUCAGUCUCUCCAUGUGGUCGCCGUGCCUGACAGUCCCGCUGGCCAUUGGGAUUUUCCUCCACUCUCGCUCGGAUGUGCCGCCCUGCUAUCACCACCUGUUUAUUAUCCUCACUUUUUUCAGCUCCAUGGUGACCCUCUGGAUCGCCGCCACCGAACUGGAAGUGCUCUCUGAGAUCGUGGGCAUCGUAUUCAAUCUGUCCGAGACCUUCAUGGCGGUCACCUUUGGAGCUGUCUCGAAUGCCACUCCGGACAUUAUAGCCAAUUACCAGCUGGCCUUGCAGGGCUACGGCCGUAUGGCGUUUGCCGCCAUUAUAGGAGGUCCAGUUUUUGCGAUUUUGAUCAGCAUGAGCUUGGCCUUCAUGUUCAAUCACAGAGUUCGCGAAUCCGGCGCCGAAUCGUGGGUGUACGGCGAUCUGGGCGACAACUGCUACCUUUUCCUGGUGAUAACCAUUGUGACCACGUUGUGGUGGAGCGUCACCUUCAAUUUCCACGCUCGCAGAUCCGCUGGAGUUUUUCUAUGGCUUCUGUACUUCCAGUUCCUCCUAUUUGCGGUCUGUGUGGAGUGGGAGCUUGUUCAUGAAUUUUCCAGAGACCAAUACUUUAAGCCAAUAUGA